Rhipicephalus microplus (southern cattle tick) is the source of this 2457-nucleotide messenger RNA. Its product is annotated as histone H2A deubiquitinase MYSM1-like. Lineage: Eukaryota; Metazoa; Arthropoda; Arachnida; Ixodida; Ixodidae. Gene Ontology annotation, molecular function: protein binding; metallopeptidase activity. The record is from RefSeq and is a predicted model, not a curated record.
AGCAUUAUGGCUGCGCUGUUUACUUGUUUGAAACGCACAUGUGAUUUGUUUUUAUACUGCCGGCCCCAACACCUUCUUUCCGUAAUGUCAUCUUGAACGAGUGCAGUUUUGCAGCGUUGCGCCCGUCACGGUGCUUGUGGUCAAGUAAUACGGCGUGAAGGCGACGUUAAUGCGGUCGGUUUCAUGGCGUCCUUCGAGGAAGAUGUCUGUUUCUGGGAGUCUGUGGAUGUCGAAAGUGACUUCCAAGCCGACACAACCCUCUUCAGAGAUGCCAACUGCGAUGACUUGCUUGAAUUCAAUGACACUUUCAAGCCUCUGUGGCAAACUGAUGCCCGAAUUGUGACUAUGGGGGGUGCACGCUCCCUCUUGCCCGGAACCAUUGAUGGAACAGUUGAGAUUGAGACUGGGUGCAUAGAAGAGGCAAACACUGUUGAAGUCAAAACUGAAAAGCAGUCGCCAGCUGCUCUCGCUGGAACUGGUGGCGGAUCAACGUCAAGGAAGAAAUGGACGGCCGAAGAAGAAGCCCUUUUGUUGAAAUGCAUGAAACAACAUGGAAAUAAAUGGAGCAAGAUUUCUGCCCUGAUCAAGACCAAGAGCACCAUCCAAGUCAAGACGCACGCUCACUACCUGCUCAGAAAAAAUGCUCAUCAAGGAAAAACCUCUGGUCAAGCCAUCAACAACAAUGUGCUUGUUGCCACACCGAAAGGACCAGUGUCCAGACCACCAAAGAAGCAAAUGAAGACAAAACCGCAGGCGACCUCGCGCAACGAGAAUGUCAUCGUACUGAAGGAGGCUGAAGCCAUUGAGACCUUGAAGAACAAGUUUCCGGAGAGUGAAAUUGUCAGCAUCGACAAGUCUGCCGACGAGGAAGACGACAUAGACAUCGACUGCGACGGCACUGACGACGUCGUGUUCUCUCCGCCCGGUUCCCCGAUCCGCAAGGGUGACGCGUUAGUCGGAGUAGCUACCCCCAAGCCGGCAACCGAUUCAUCUGCAGAAGACACUGAGAACGAAACAAGCCCAGACAGGCCGGGGGGUCUGGAGGAAAACGCGUCCGGUGCUGUGACAUUCGAGCCUCCUGUUGCAGAAGUCGUGCUGGACAAAUCUGAGAUCAGCAAAGAUGAGAAGAUAAUUCAUUCAGAGUUCUUUUCUGGAAGCUCUUCCAAAACACCGGAAAGGUACCUUCGGAUCAGGAACUUCAUAAUUGAUGCCUGGAACAGCCAGAAGCCGCGAUACCUGAACAAGACGCAGGCAAGGCAGGGUCUCAAGAACUGUGGGGAUGUGAACUGCAUUGGAAGGAUUCAUGAUUACUUGGAACAGAUUGGGGCCAUCAACUUUGGUUGUCCCCAGGUGACAUACCAAAGGACAAAGCAGCUGUCCCACUUAAAGCCAUUGCAGAAGAGAAAGGAACCAAGAGCCGACGUGGAGAGGCCGCAGAGACGGAAAACCGCGAGCUUAGGAGACGUGCUCAACAUUGACGUCAAAGGAGGCGGUGUGACGCUGGAACACGGCUCCGAGGGAAGCGUCAUCUCUCAGACGCUCGUGCGCUCCAAGCCAAAACCAGGCCGACACCAGCAGAACCCUUUCAAGCUGAUACCCUGCAGAAAUUACGACGAGGGCCAGGAGCCAUUCAGCAUUGAGGUGUCAGUGACUGCCUUUUUAAAGAUGGACAUUCACGCACACCUCCUGAACACCGAGGUUAUCGGACUUUUGGGCGGCUACUACGAUAUGCACCGGAACUGCCUGGUCGUCUCCACUGCGGAAGCUUGCGACUCGGUGAGCACGGACCUCGAGUGUGAAAUGGACUCUGUGUCUCAGACGCAAGCCAUGGAGUCUCUUCAGGAGCAAGGCUUUGAUGUUGUUGGCUGGUACCACUCGCACCCGACGUUCGUGCCGAACCCCUCGGUGAGGGAUCUGGCCACGCAGCGCGACUAUCAGGCGCUUUUCUCCAGUCAGGGCAGGCCCUUUGUUGCGACCAUCUUGAGCCCGUUCUUGCAGCCGGACGCCUCCGUUUUGCCAGCCAAGGGGCUUGCCACCCGCACCAAGUGGUGGAUAGUGCGAGAGAGUGACGAACCAAGUCGUGCAGGAACCGGCGGCCCAUCUCUUGUGCCUUACGCCUUCAACGUGAAGCUCUUGAAGCCAGAUCAGUCGUUCGUCCAGGACGUCACGCCAGUGGUCCACCAGCUGGUCAACAGGGUUUCAUCCUGUCCAGCCCGGGUAGAGCUUUCCAAACCUUACCCCUGGCGGGCCUCACUUCGCUAUUUAGACAAGAUGCUGGCCAGCCUCCAGUUUCAUAUAACAAACUCGGAAACAUCUGUAGGAGAUGCUACAGAAAUUUUGCAAGCCAUUCACGCAGCAUUAAGAGACAUCUAGCAACUACUUCCUGCUACCCUCCAAUGCAGAGUAUAUGUUUCAAGUUUUUAUUUGUGUAGAAACAUUAUGAAGGAGUUGCAUGUA